AUGACCCUGGAUGAGCUUCGGGAGUGGUCUCCCGACAUGUCCCCCUUCCGACAGAGAGUAGAGGUAGGCUUCCGUCAGGGGCACUGUUUCUCCUUCAAUCGUCUUUUUCCUGUCCCGCAACCCCUCUUUAUUCUCCUCAUCCCGUUACGCACUCUCGCCCUCUCGUUCUCCUCUUCAAUUCCUUCGUUCCUCAAUCCACCGCCCGCGAGCCCAUUUGUCCCUUCCGCCCUCCCCCCUUCCCCCAUUCCUCAUGCUGCUGCCAAUGCUGGUACUGCUUCUAGCCCUCCCGGUGCCAACUUUCCGUAUACAGCAGCAGCGCCGCCUGGUCACAGCACAGUUAUUCCUACUUCUCGGUCAGCCGAUCGUGCCGAACUGCUCCCCGGGCUGCCCGUGAAAAGUUUUUACAGUGGGUCGAGCGACGGGUCUGGGUAUCUACCCAGUGCCACGAGCAGCAGUACAGGGGACGACGGGAGCGAGGCUCUGGGGGAUUUGUUUAUGUGGGGAGAAGGGCUGGGAGAUGGGGCGUUAGGAGGGGGCGGACUGAGGAAACGUGGGACGAGCAGUGCAAUUCCGAUCCCUGGAUUUGAUUCAGUGGUGCCGAAACCGUUGGAUGCUGGGGUGGUGCUGGAUGUGAGCCACGUGGCAUGUGGGGAGGGGCACGCUGCGCUGGUGACGAGGCGAGGGGAGGUGUUCUGCUGGGGGGAGGAGGGAGGGGGGCGGCUGGGGCAGGGGCGUGAGAGGGACUUGGAACACCCGAAGCUGGUGGAGGGUUUGGAUGGUAUCCCUAUGGAUGAGGUGAGUGAAUUGGGGAAAGUGAGGGAAUGGGGUGAGAUGGGUGUGAAUGGGGGUGGGGCUGGGACAGGUCGCCUGUGGCAGUUUCAUCACACUCGCUCUCUCCAGGCAGGGGUCGCCUGUGGCAGUUUCGUCACACUCGCUCUCUCUAGGGCAGGGGAGGUGUUUCUCUGGGGGGACGGCCGCAAGGGUAGGGGCCUUCUGGGGGAGGGCGGAUACGAGGACAUGCCCCAGUGGGUGCCCAGGCGUGUGGGGGGAGCCCUGGACGGGGUGUAUCUGGUGCAGGUGGCAUGUGGGCCGUGGCACGUGGCGGCUGUAGCAGCUACAGGCCAGCUGUUCACUCCUUGCAAUCGCUUUGCACAAGAAGGACGUCUCCCCACCCCCAUUUCCACCCCACCCCCUCCCCUCGCCUGCCUCCCUCCCCUCCCACCCCUCCCAUUCCCUCCUCCCUCCCUCUUAUACCCAUCCCGCCCCAACACCACCCUGUUGUCUCCCCCCCUCUCUAUCCCUGCUGCAUCCGCCCCAUUCGUUCCCCACACCCAUCUAUCCCCCAUUCUCCCCACAAACACCUACCUCCCUCUCCCCCCCACCAUUCUCCCUCACCUCCACUGCAGCAUUAUCUCAUCGCCCAAGGAGGUGGAGUCCCUUCAAGACAUGUGGGUGUCCCGCGUUGCCUGUGGCGUGUGGCACACAGCAGCAGUCGUGCACGCCCCCGCCACUGCAAGCACCCCUUUCCCCCUUACCUCCUGUUGCCCCCCUCAAACACUCCACUACAGCAUUAUCUCAUCGCCCAAGGAGGUGGAGUCGCUUCGAGGCAUGCAGGUCUCCCGCGUUGCCUGCGGCGUGUGGCACACUGCAGCAGUCGUGCACGGUCCUAGCACUGCAAGCACCCUUCCCAGCACUGCAAGCUCCGGCACCACCGCAGCAAGUGACACUGCAACGAUCCCCUCAGCGGGAACAAUUGAAGGCGAUUCUGCAGCAGCAGUGGGGACAGUAGCAGCAGCGGGGGCGGGAACAGGGGGAACAGGUGGAUUAGCUGGGGUCGGCAUGGCAGGGGGCGUGGUAGCAGGGGGUGUAGCAGGCGGGAGGCUGUACACAUGGGGUGAUGGAGAUAGGUACAAGCUGGGUCAUGGCGACAAGCAGCAGCAGCUGCUGCCCAAGGCAGUAGACGCUCUCAGCCAAGUUGACAUCUCUCAGGUGGCUUGCGGGCAGGACAUCACAGUAGCGCUCACGCCAUCAGGCCAUGUGUAUGCCAUGGGGUCAGCAGCUCAUGGACAGCUGGGGAACCCCCAGGCAGACGGCCACACCCCAGCAGCUCAUGGACAGCCGGGGAACCCGCAAGCAGAUGGCCACACUCCCACCCUUGUGUCUGGACCCCCACUAUUUAAGCAGAUCGAGCAGAUUGCAUGCGGCACCCACCACACAGCAGCCCUCACUGCAGCAUCAGACCUCUUCACUUGGGGCCAGGGCAGUCACGGCCAGUUGGGGCAUGGAGACGUGCGGGACAAGGAGACCCCCACGAGGGUUGAAGCCAUCAAAGAUCAGCGUGUGCUGUCGGUGAGUCACAUCACGAGAUCUCUGUCACUCUCUCUGUCCCUCUCCUCUCUCACUAUCACUCCCUCUAUUACAUUCACAUUCCUCUCAUUCACUCCCUCGAUUACAUUCACGUUCGUCUCAAUCACUCCCUCUAUUACAUUCACAUUCCUCUCAAUCACUCCCUCUAUUACAUUCACAUUCCUCUCAAUCACUCCCUCUAUUACAUUCACAUUCCUCUCAAUCACUCCCUCUAUUACAUUCACAUUCCUCUCAAUCACUCCCUCUAUUACAUUCACAUUCCUCUCACUCACCCGCUCUAUUACAUUCACACUCCUCUCAAUCACUCCCUCUAUUACAUUCACAUUCCUCUCAAUCACUCCCUCUAUUACAUUCACAUUCCUCUCACUCACCCCCUCUAUUACAAUCACACUCCUCUCAAUCACUCCCUCUCUGUUCUCCACUGCAGGCAUCCUGCGGGCCAGCCAGCACAGCGGUGAUGUGUCAGCAUCAGCACGCACAGGGCUCAGACCACCACCACUGCACGCUGCUGUUUCCACCUCUCCUCACGCUCCCUAUCUGCCCCUCUCUGUCGCUUCUCCACCUCAGGUGUCCUGUGGGCCAGCCAGCACAGCAGUGGUGUGUCAGCACAGGCAUGCACAGGGCUCAGACCACCACCACUGCACACUCUGCCGCCAGGCCUUCUCCUUUGCCCGCAUCCGCCACCACUGCUACAACUGCUCCCUCCCCGUCUGCCACGCCUGCAGCCCCCGGAAACUGCUAGGGGCAGCCAUGGCUCCGACUCCCACCCGUCCUUACCGUGUGUGCGACACGUGCUUUAACAAGAUGAUGGGAGUGGAUCCUUGGGAUUGGAGGCAGCAGGGGGGUGCGGUGGGGAGCGGGGAGGCGCGGUGGAGAAAGGCGAAGGAGGAGGCAGACAAGGAGAUUCAGAGACUGCGAGAAGAGCUACGAGUGGUGAAAGCGAGGAGUGCGGAGGUGGAGAGGGAGCGGCAGGCAGAGAGGCGGCUAGCGAGCAAGCAGGUCGAGGCAGCCUUCUCAGCGGCCAGCAGGGCUGCUGCUCGUGCUGCUGGCGCUCGUGACGUCAUCCAACUGCUCUCUCAGCAGCUCACCACUCUCACUCAAGAUCUCCCUGAGGGCAGCACCAAGCAAGUCAGCCUCGCAGUGACCUCCCUGCCAGCUGCUGUGGCCUACACAGGCCCGCUCCUCUUCCCCACUCUCAUCCCCCUCCCUUUCCCCCCUCCCCCCCCUCUUCACUCCUGUCCCUCUUCUCCCCCUUUCUCUUCUCCCUCCCCCCACUUCUUUUUCUCCCUGCCCCCCAUCCAUACACAGCUCACCUCGCUCACACAAGCUCUCCCUGAGGGCAGCACCAAGCAAGUCAGCCUCGCAGUGACCUCCCUGCCAGCUGCCGUGGUCUACACAGGCCCGCUCCUCUCCUCCACCUCCAUCCCUCCAACCCUAACGGAGCUCCCUCCACAACAAGUUACCAGCACUGCCGCUGUGUUGGCUCCAGGACAGGCAGUAGCUGAAGGGGGGCCAUGUGGGGAGGGGGCACGUGGGGAGGGGGCACGUGGGGAGGAUACAUGUGGGGAGGGGUUGUGUGGGGAAGAGGCACGCGGGGAGGUAGCAGGUGGGGCUGAUUGGGUGGGUGCUACUAGUGGCACUGCUCCAUCCACUGAUAUGGGAGGUGCCGCUGCUGCCGCCGCAGCUGCAGCUGCAGCAGCAGGGAUAGCUGGGAGGGACGGUGAGUCGGUUGCAGCAGCUGCGGCUGCGUUGGCCGCGCUGCGGGUGGAAGAAGAGUUGCGGGAAUCUUCUGAGGGAUGGGAAGGUGCACAAGACGUGGCAGAAGCAGCAGUAGAAGCAGAGGUGCCUGAAGAAGUAGCAGCCAAAAGAGCAGAAGCAGCAGAAGCAUCCGGCAAACUGGAAGGCAGUAUGCUGAAGGGCUUAGCUGCAGAUGUUGAAGGGGAUCAAAUUAAUCGACUUGUGCUGGAAGGGGCAAUUCAGGAGGAGAUGGUUCAGAAAGAUGAAGCACAAAAGCAGCGAGGAGACGGGGAUGGGGAGAGCGAGAACGAGAUUCCUUCAGAAUCGUCAUACCUUUCUUCUCAGUCCAUGCCUCCUCCUUCAGACUCCUCAAACAUCUCUAAACCCGCCAGAAAAUCCAACAAGUCUUGGUCGUUUCGAAGCGCAGUGGGCAUGCCUUGGAGUCCUGCGGGCGGGUCAGAUGAAAACAUUGACUCCCCCAGAUCGCAGUGGUUCGGGCAGGUGAAUAGAGGCGCUGGGAAGACAGGCCUGGGGGUCUCUUCUGAGGCAUCUGUGGGGAGCGGAGGGCAGGGGCUUUCUGUUUGCGCUGCAGCAGAAGAGGGGAAUCUACAUGGUGAUGCUUUAGCUGAUGUGGCUGAAGGGGAGGAUGAGGAGGCAGAGGAGAGGUUUGCUGGUGGUUGUAGGGAAGGUUCGGAGGGGGCAAGGGAGCCAGGUAUGGGAGUCUGUGGUGAGGAGGAGGGUAAGGAGGAAGCAGGGGAAGGAGAGGCGGAGGAACGGAGGGAUGGGAUGGAAGGGAUGGGAGCUGCGAGCAAGCAGGUGGGCGCUGAUGCUGCUUCCCGGAAAGGGGUUGCUGAAAGGGGAACUGUUGUUGUCUCUAAGAAGGUGACUGGCAUUGGGAUUCCACCUGUGUGGAACGGGAUCUGUGAAAUGACCCCCAGACCACAGCGACCGGCCAGCAGAUUCGCAGUAGAUAGGGGUGCGGGCAUGGACAGUGCUGCUGCUGUUGCUGUGGUGGAUAGAGAGGAGAGGGGGAACGGGCCACUGUGUCCUGAUGGAUUGGAAGGGAGUGGGGCAGUGCGAGAAGGAAGUGGGGCUCCAGGCGAAGCUUCGUUUGGAAGGGUUGUGAAUGAUGGAUCUGGUACGCUUCUUGCAGCAUCGGAUCUGGAUGGGAACGCUGCAGAAGCGAAUCCAGAGGAGAAUUAUUCUGUGGAGUAUUCAGAGGAAGGUGGUACAAAAUCUGCUGGACAAUGGGGGUAUGUGCCAGGCCAGCGGCAGUAUGGAGAUGUUGUGACGGGUGUGGAGGGUGUGGAGGACCGUGCGGGGGCAGGUGAGGAGGAUGGGAGCUGUGGCUGGCAAUAUGUGCCACGUGCUAUGAGCCGGGGCGAGACAGGGAGUGGUGAUUGGGAAGAUGCUGGGGGUGAGGAGAGUGCUGGGGGGGAGGAGAGUGCUGGGGGUGAGGAGAGUGCUGGGGGUGAGGAGAGUGCUGGGAGGGAGGAGAGUGCUGGGGGGGAGGAGAUUGCUGGGAGGGAGGUGAAUGUGACUGGGGAGGGGGGAGGAUACAAGGAGGAGAGUGCUCGGGAGGAAGAGGAUUGUGGGAGGGAAGCGGGUGCAAGCAGGGAAGAGAGUGCAAGCAGGGAAGAGAGUGCAAGCAGGGAGGAGAGACAUGAGAGGAAGCACAGGAGCAGGAAGCUGGGAGAUGGGGAGUGGGUGGAGCAGCCAGAGCCUGGGGUGUAUGUGACUCUGGCAAAGCUGCCUGGGGAAGGGACUGAGCUUCGUCGAAUCAGGUUCAGGUAA
Closterium sp. Naga37s-1 is the source of this 5898-nucleotide messenger RNA. Lineage: Eukaryota; Viridiplantae; Streptophyta; Zygnematophyceae; Desmidiales; Closteriaceae. The record is from the annotation of a GenBank genome assembly.